Molecule: messenger RNA, 1286 nt
Organism: Prosopis cineraria
Lineage: Eukaryota; Viridiplantae; Streptophyta; Magnoliopsida; Fabales; Fabaceae
Product: protein DMR6-LIKE OXYGENASE 2-like
Exons: 4
Coding region: 89-1171 (360 amino acids)
Source: RefSeq, a predicted model, not a curated record
GAAGCGUUUCAUGCACCGUCCUGUGCACUAGCAAGCAUCGAAGCCUUACAUUCAGGUGCUCCUUGAUUCGCCAUUAACUAAGCUCUCAAUGGCCGCCGCAACCACCAACGCCAUCGCCGCCGCGAAGCCCAAGCUCUUAACCGACCUGGCGGCAUCCUUGAGCCACGUACCCUCCAAUUUCAUCAGGCCCGACAGCGACCGUCCAAAUUUUCAAGACGUUGAAUCCUCCGACGGUUACUCAAUUCCUCUCAUCGACCUCCGAGAUCUCGAUGGUCCCAACCGCUCUCUCACCAUCCGCAAGAUCGGCGACGCUUGCCUGAACUACGGCUUCUUUCAGGUCAUGAACCACGGAGUUCCCGCGGAAGUGGUUGAGAAGAUGGUGAGUGUGUCAAGGGAAUUCUUCCGUUUACCAGAGAGCGAGAGAAUGAAGAACUACUCCGACGAUCCUACGAAGACGACGAGGCUGUCCACCAGUUUCAACGUGAAGACGGAGAAAGUUUCAAACUGGAGAGACUUCUUGAGGCUUCACUGUUAUCCUCUUGAGGAUUACAUCAAUGAGUGGCCGACCAACCCUUCCUAUUUCAGAGAAGAUGCGGGUGGGUACUGCAGAAAAAUGGGGGAGUUAUCGCUGAGAUUGCUGGAGGCGAUAUCAGAGAGCUUGGGGAUAGAGAAGGAUUACAUAAACAAGGCGUUGGGGCAGCACGGGCAGCACAUGGCACUAAACUAUUAUCCGCCUUGUCCAGAGCCGGAGCUGACGUAUGGGCUGCCCAGCCAUGCUGAUCCAAACGUCAUUACACUUCUUCUGCAAGACGACGUCCCGGGAUUACAGGUCCUCAAGGACGGCAAGUGGCUCGCCGUUAAUCCUAUUCCCAACACCUUCACCGUCAAUAUCGGCGACCAAAUUCAGGUGAUAAGCAACGGCAGGUACAAGAGUGUGUUGCAUCGAGCAGUUGUGAACAGCGAGAAGGAGAGGAUGUCCAUCCCAACUUUCUACUGCCCAUCACAGGACGCUGUGAUUGGUCCAGCCCCCGACCUCAUAGACCCUCAUCAUCCUGCGCUCUACAGGAACUUCACCUACAGCGAGUACUACCUCAAAUUCUGGAACAGAGGCCUCUCCAAAGAAACCUGUCUCGACUUGUUUAAGGCCGAUUCACCCCAUCACCAUGGUUGAACUGUAUAUGUUCCUAAUUUUUAAUUAAUUCCCGACUUGUAGGUCCCUUUAAUCCAUAUAUGUAUUUAUGUGCUUGUUCUUCAUGCAUGCUUAAUGAAUUUAAUUUCUUGUUGAA